Molecule: messenger RNA, 2206 nt
Organism: Capsicum annuum
Lineage: Eukaryota; Viridiplantae; Streptophyta; Magnoliopsida; Solanales; Solanaceae
Product: 2-hydroxyacyl-CoA lyase
Exons: 2
Coding region: 175-1899 (574 amino acids)
Biological process (GO): fatty acid alpha-oxidation
Cellular component (GO): peroxisome
Molecular function (GO): thiamine pyrophosphate binding; catalytic activity; magnesium ion binding
Source: RefSeq, a predicted model, not a curated record
UCUCUUAUAUAUAUAUAUAUAUAUAUAUAUAUAUAUAUACCACACCACGCCAACUUAACAGACAUCCGUAUAUCACGUGUACACCUUUCUUAAAUAUCCAAAUUGAUUCUCCUUCACUUCUCCCAAGAAAUCGAUCACUGAAAAAGAGUCCUCUGUUCCUUAAAUUCCUCAAAAAUGUCCAAUUCUGAUCACCUAACCCCAUCUACCGUCGACGGCAAUACCUUUGUUGCCAUGUGCCUUGCACAUGCUGGCAUCGACCGUAUGUUCGGCGUCGUCGGUAUACCCGUUACUUCCCUUGCCAACUGGGCGGUCCAGCUCGGAAUCCGGUUCAUUGCUUUCCAUAAUGAACAAUCCGCCGGUUAUGCUGCUUCCGCUUACGGUUAUCUUACCGGUCGACCCGGUAUUCUGCUUACAGUUUCCGGUCCGGGUUGCGUUCAUGGGCUCGCCGGACUUUCUAAUGCGAUGGUUAACACUUGGCCCAUGGUCCUGAUUUCCGGGUCGUGUGAUCAGAAGGAUAUGGGUCGGGGCGAUUUUCAAGAAUUGGAUCAAAUUGAAGCUGUGAAGCCCUUUUCCAAAUACUCAGCUAAAGCUACUGAUAUUACGAAAAUACCCAGCUGUGUUUUCAGUGUUUUGGAUUGGGCUGUUUCUGGUAAGCCCGGUGGUUGUUAUUUGGAUCUUCCUACUGAUGUGCUUCAUCAGACUGUUAGUGAAACUGAAGCACAGAAAUUGAUUGAUGAUGCUGAGAGUUGUAGGAGUAAAGAGGUUAUUGCUAAGCCCAUUGUUAAACAUCCGGAGAUCGAAAAGGCGGCUGCUUUGUUAAGGCAAGCGGAGAGGCCUUUGAUUGUAUUUGGAAAAGGGGCUGCGUUUUCUAGAGCUGAAAAGGCUCUGAAGACUUUAGUUGAGAGUACUGGAAUACCCUUUUUGCCAACGCCAAUGGGCAAGGGUUUAUUGCCUGAUAAUCAUGAGCUAGCUGCUACUGCUGCGAGGUCACUGGCAAUUGGAAAAUGUGAUGUGGCGUUGAUUGUUGGCGCGAGGCUUAAUUGGCUUUUGCAUUUUGGAGAGCCACCAAAGUGGUCUAAGGAUGUAAAGUUUAUCUUAGUUGAUGUAGAUAAAGAGGAGAUUGAGCUUAGGAAACCGUGUUUAGGGAUAGUUGGUGAUGCUACUAAGGUUGUUGAGAUGAUACAUAAGGAGAUUAAAGAUGACCCUUUUUGUUUAGGGAAGUCUCAUCCUUGGGCUGAGGCAUUAACAAAGAAGAGCAAGGAAAAUGUUUCAAAAAUGGAGGCACAACUGGCAAAGGAUGUUGUGCCUUUUAAUUUUAUGACACCAAUGAGAAUUAUUAGAGAUGCAAUACUGCAAUUGGGCAGCCCUGCUCCAGUUGUUGUCUCUGAAGGUGCGAAUACUAUGGAUGUGGGACGAUCAGUAUUAGUUCAGACGGAACCAAGAACCCGGUUGGAUGCUGGGACGUGGGGGACAAUGGGAGUUGGUCUGGGUUACUGCAUUGCAGCUGCGGUUGCUUCACCUGAAAGGCUUGUAGUUGCUGUGGAAGGGGACUCUGGAUUUGGCUUCAGUGCCAUGGAAGUCGAGACCCUAGUUCGCUACCAGCUCCCAGUUGUGGUUAUAGUCUUUAACAAUGGCGGAGUUUAUGGUGGUGAUAGGAGGAACCCCGAAGAAAUUACUGGGCCUUACAAAGAAGAUCCAGCACCCACAUCUUUUGUUCCUGGUGCAUCUUAUCAUCUCCUUAUUGAAGCCUUUGGAGGAAAAGGAUACCUUGUUGGGACACCUGAUGAACUUAGAUCUGCACUUUCUGAGUCUUUUUCUGCUAGAAAACCUACUGUUAUCAAUGUGACAAUUGAUCCUUAUGCUGGUGCUGAGAGUGGGAGGCUGCAGCACAAAAAUUGAGGGUGGAGGUCUCUGAUUAUUUAUGUACGGAUAAUGCUUGCCGAAGUUGUGCAGUUCUUGUAGAUUGCUGUUGUGCCACGGCAUGAACUUCUCAUCAGUGGAGGAAAAUAAUAGAGAAGGGAAUAGCACAAAUGAAACGUCUCUCCUUAAUGAUUCGUAUGAAGGAUUUUUUUCAGUCGUCACGUUCAUAGUCUGUGUAUGAAUGAAUUUUCGUAUACGUAAUAGAUGAAAGUAAUGUAUUUGCAACAAGUAUGUACCCUUGUUAUUGAUGAAGGUUACUUCAAAUUUAUUACUUAUCUUCUUAGUU